AUGAUAAGGCAUGGACUGAAGAGGACGCUCCGAUCCCGCCCUCUGGCUCAACAGUCUGUCAACCAACACUUUCAACAAGGUUUUAUCGAAGGAUUUUCCUCAAGACACUUUUCCGCCUUGUCCAGCUUGGACUCCAAAGAUGCUUCGCACGUUGCCCAGUUCACACGAUCUAGUCCUCCUCCCCCUGAAGAUGAGAUGGUGGCUCGACCAAGUAUCAACCGAUUAUGUCGACCACAUGCAUUUCAAAGAACACAGGUCCGUUUUCGACGGCACGACCGUGCCUCGGCAUUUUCCAAACCACGCCCAAAGACAAGAAAACAACGACAGACUUACAAUCGACGAAUGAAGAAGAUACAAGAAAAAGUGGAUCUGCAGAGUCCCCCAGGUUCCAAGGCGGGUCCCCGACGACAAUGGAUCAAGGAACGAAAACAACAACUCUUGGAAGCGGGUACUGAAACUGAAUUGCUGGACUUGGACACGGAAAUGGAAUAUGGAUACGAGGACGCCUUGAUAGAAGAUAUCAUGGGAAACACUGCCCAUUUGACGAGUCAACCAACCCCUGAACCAGUGUACAUGGGAAACCGAUACACCAAAUAUUUCCACGAGGUUUCCAAAAAAAUGGAUCAAUAUCGGAGCACGAUUGAUGCACAAUCCACUGGCGAAUCGGAACUUUUAGACCUUGAGAGCAUUCCAACAUUGCCAUCAGAUAAGGCGAUUUCCAAUCUACUGAGAGCCUAUCGGGAUGCCAACGGCACACGCAGCGCACCAAUUGGGAUUGCUCAAGCCUUGCAACAUUUGCUGGCCGACAUUGGGGUGCCCGUCGUUGCGUUUGGCGAAUACAGUUUCACGUCCUUGCUCACCUGUUGUCGGACUCCCAAGGAAGCGAGGCGCAUUUUCAAGCUCAUGAGAGAUAGUCAGCAUCCCAUUUCGGCCUUUAGCUGGUCUAUUCUAGUGGACAUUCACGCCAAAAUGGGAGACUUUGAGGGAUGUGUCGAAGUGAUUAAAGAAAUGGCGGCCGAAGGCGUGGUUCCCACACAAGCGGCGUACACUUCACUUCUAGCGGCUUGUUACAAGGUAUGUAGCGAUGGUCGUAUUCCGCAUUCCGUCCGAGCCAAGGCUGGAAAGGUCGGAUGGGACCAUUGGCAACAAAUGAGAAUUGUUGGAAUUGAAGCCGACGCCAUGGCCUUUGGUGCCAUCAUUCGCCUCUGCGCCGCUCGAGGCCAACCCGAACGAGCGAUCAACCUAUUGGAAGAAAUGCAACGGUUUGAUGUCAAACCGACCACCCUUUGCUUUUCUAGUGCUUUGCGAGCGGUGGCCAAGAGUCAUGAAAUUGGAACCCGCUUCGAGAAUGGGUGGUCCCAGAAACAACUACGGCGAGAGUCUUUUGCAGCACACCAUGGAAACAUGGCGCGAGCCAUUGUAAUCAUGGCCGAAUCAGUGGAAGUGGAGAUAGACGAUGGAUUCACAUCUGCUCUCAUGUUAUGUGGCGCUGCUGCAGGUGACUCGGCCACGGCCAAGGCAGUCUUUUUGGCGUCAGAAGUUCGCAAGAUGGACAAUCUUCGUACCAUAGGCGGCCAAUCAAACCUCGCUAGACUAGAAGAUGGUUCAGAUGUCACACAGCAGGGCUAUGAAGCAACAAGCGAAUGGGAUAUGGAGAGCAGGGGUCUUUCUCCUUCAACAAUUAGUGAUCAAACGUUAGCUGAAGCGCAAGCCAAUAGUGGUGUUAGUGCCUUUGGGGAGAGAGAAUAUGGAAAAGACACGAGAGCAAUCUCGGCGUUGCUACACUCCUGUGCUAAAGCAAUGAAUAGGAAUGGGGUUGGAACCAUGUGGGCAGGAUCACAGAAUCAAGGGUAUUUGUGCGAGAACUCGUUGCGCUUAAUCACAACAAGGUGGGAACCCAGCUACACAAAAAAGGACAUAGGAGAGAAUAGUACCGAAAUUGGUCUAAGCCAGCUUCGACGAUACGACGAGGAUCUUCGAGACGAGGAGCCACAGCCAGGCAAGCGCAAGAAGUUUAGAGGACUCUACAUUGAUGACGAUGCUGUUUUGACGAUGGAUGAUGUCAAUGAUUACGAGGAAGAUGAUGAGGUAGUUGAAUUUCUCGAACCACGUUCUGCUUCCGAGACUGACAGUCCUCAAAAGUUCGGCAUGGAGAUGCCUGGCCACGAACAGAAGCUAGAUAUUACUACGGAUGCUAUUGAGCGUCCAAUCGAAAAUAGUAUUGAGGACACAUUCGAUGACAUUUUCGACGAUAAUGACGACGGGUCAGACAUGUUUGACGCAUUCUACGCAGAGCUGCAGGAAGAAGUGAGAAAGGAGGGAAAUUCUCCUGACGAUUUAAGCCGAGAGGAAGCGCGGGAGCUUUUUGACUCGAUGCAAGAAGAAUUCUCAAACAUGUCAGAUGAUGACUUGGAACGUGCAAUGAUGAAUAACGCAGAGCUUGGGGACGAAGCGUUCUUUCAGCCGUCUGAGGGAGACAAUGAAAAGAAUGAAGAAGUUAACAAUGUUGUGUUUGAAGAGGAAGACGGUUCAGUCAGAAAUAAUGACGAAACACUCCAAACGACGGAUGGGGCAAGGGCCGAAGAUAUUGAAAGCCAAGAGCACGCAUCUAUUUCUCUCGAUGAGUCUCUUGACGAAGCAGCACUUGACGUUCGACAUCAAAUUGCUGAGCUUGAAGGUGUGAGCGAGGACGAUAAGUUGAAAUUGAUGCAACUCCAGGAGGCCCUUCCAGGGAUGCCAAUCAAUCGUCUGAGAAGAGUACUAAAUGCGUACAAGUCCACACUAAGCUAUCCGUCGCUAUUGUCUCUUGUCCCAAUUCUGCGCGAAAAAAUGCCAGAUCAUAUCUCUAUGGGAUACUUGCGGAGAAUGAACACAGCAACCGCUGAUUUUGCAUUUCAGAAGGCAGAGGAAGACAGAGUCGUGAACAAAGAACUUCUGAAUUCUAUGUUAUUGGUGAAGACCAACUCGGGCUCUCUAAACGAUGCUGUUGCCUUUCACUCCGACAUGUAUCGGAAACACAGAGUCAAGCCAACAGCAUAUAGUGACCGAUUGAUGCUACAGAUGUUGGUUGACAACAAUCGUCUGACCCGGGCGCUUGCCAAGAAACAGAGCAUCGAAGAUGAUGGCCGCACAAUCGAUAUUCCAUCGUAUGGAUCUUUCAUCGAAUACUAUGCACGGCGAAAGCAGCUAGGUUCUGCAAUGUUAUUCUUGAAGGAAUGCAUUCGUAAACAUGGAGCAGCACCUAGUCAGAAAUACUUGUCGAAUUUGCGAACCUUAGCGCGACAACUUGAUCUCGAGGAAGACCUAAUGCUCAACGACAUGAUUGGAAAGGAUCCAAUCGAAUGGUUGAAGCACGGGGAAAGGCAUCUGAAACGUGAGAUGACCAAGAAGGGACGUCGUAACGUUGUACUCACUUACAACAGGGCGCUAGCAUAG
Molecule: messenger RNA, 3435 nt
Organism: Cylindrotheca closterium
Lineage: Eukaryota; Bacillariophyta; Bacillariophyceae; Bacillariales; Bacillariaceae
Source: the annotation of a GenBank genome assembly